Molecule: messenger RNA, 1138 nt
Organism: Protopterus annectens (West African lungfish)
Lineage: Eukaryota; Metazoa; Chordata; Ceratodontiformes; Protopteridae
Gene: MRPL20
Product: mitochondrial ribosomal protein L20
Exons: 4
Coding region: 171-620 (149 amino acids)
Biological process (GO): ribosomal large subunit assembly; translation
Cellular component (GO): ribosome
Molecular function (GO): structural constituent of ribosome; rRNA binding
Source: RefSeq, a predicted model, not a curated record
UUUAAAUGCAACCGGAAGCAUUUACUUUAUGUGACCUUGGAGAAUAAUUCACAUGGUUUCCUCUGUCUUGAAGUCAAAAGAAUACUGAUUAAGUUGAUAGGUGCUAGAAAAUAACGCUGGCUAAUUUUUUUUUCUUGUAGCAUAAAAUCAUAUAGACCAAGUGUAGUAAAAUGGUGUUUCUGACCCUGGCAUGUUGGAUCAGAAGCAGAGGACCUGACAGAUACUGGCGAGUGCAAGAGGUUUUGAAGCAUGCCAGACAUUUUCGUGGAAGGAAGAAUCGAUGUUUUAGCUUGGCUGUGCGAGCAGUUAGAAGAGCUUUUGUCUAUUGUACAAAAGCAAGGAAACAAAAGAGGAGGAAUAUGAGAAAGCUGUGGAUUACAAGAAUUGCAGCAGCAUCUCGUGAACAUGGUUUGAAGUAUCCUGUCCUUAUAAGUAAUCUUGUUAAGACUCAGGUAGCACUGAACAGAAAAGUACUUUCUGACUUGGCUAUCUACGAACCAAAGACCUUUAAGGCUUUGGCUGCAUUAGCAAAGAGACGGAGAGAGGAAGGUUUUCUUGCAGCUCUGGGAGAAGGAAAAGAGCCAGAAGGAGUGUUCUCACGGGUUGUCCAUUUCCGUUGAAGAAUUUUUCAUGUAACCAACCAGCAUUCUGACAACUUGCACUACACGAUUGUUUUGUUUUUGUUUUGGCAUCACAACCAUGGAAAACUGCAGUAAAAAGCCUAAAGCCUUUAGCUGCGGAAGGAAGUAGAUUGCUGUUGGUCAUUACAUGAUCUUGGUGAAUUUUUUUGAUUUUUUUUUCUUUUGGAGCAUUACUAAGGAUUAAUGUAUUGAAAUUGCACUGGUGCAUGUAAUGAUCUCAUCUUGGUUGAACUACAGACCUCCUGAGCUCACUAGGUGUGAUGGCCAGCAAGAAGAACUAUGGGAGUUUCGUCCUGGUAAUCUUGGAAGUUGCUUUUUAACUGAUUUGUGUACCUAUUCUCAAAUAUUUUCAUUUGAUUCAGUCCAUCAACUUGUUACUUUUGAAUCUGCAUAUCUUGUUAUAAUUGUAAAUGCCACUUAUAUAAAGGACCAUUGUCAUACAUAGCUUGGUACGUCAAUGUAACUUGUAAUAAAAUAUUUUGUAACAUUUUUGGAAA